Rhodamnia argentea is the source of this 1416-nucleotide messenger RNA. RefSeq names its product probable UDP-3-O-acylglucosamine N-acyltransferase 2, mitochondrial. The transcript has 10 exons. The record is from RefSeq and is a predicted model, not a curated record. The coding region runs from base 241 to 1122 and encodes 293 amino acids. Lineage: Eukaryota; Viridiplantae; Streptophyta; Magnoliopsida; Myrtales; Myrtaceae. Gene Ontology annotation, biological process: lipid A biosynthetic process.
UAGGUCAUUCACCCGUUGACCAAAAGCUUUUGUUCUUUCCCCUCGCAGGACAAACCCGCAGUUUCCUUGAAUUUUCUUCUUGUUCCGACCUUUCCAUAUCGAAAUGCAAGACAGUACUGGAGUUUAGUAUUUGGGUCGCCCUCUGCUGCAACUUCGGGCCUGUUCACAUCCCACCAUAAGAACGAGAUUUGCUUGCUGACUACUUGGGCGACACCCAUCUACACCCCUCUUGCUCUGUUCAUGGCGUCGAUGGCGGUUCGUCUGAGAAAGCUCGCUCCUUUUGGUGCUCCAAGUUCGGUCCCCCUCCUCCUUUCGAAGACGAAGCACGAGGAAAAAUUGAAUCUUUUUUCUGCGUUCGCUAUGGGAAACAUUCAGAGUUUGUCCACAUGUUCAGUUGAUGCAAGUUCCAGAGGUGGUGAUGGACCAAGUUACCGGGAAUUUCAGAGAUGGCCAAACGGAGGUGGAACUUUCCAUGAGUCUGCUUGCAUUGAUCCAACUGCACUCAUUGAAGUGGGUGCUGUUGUACAUCCAAAAGCAGUGCUGGGUGCACAUGUACAUGUCGGAUCAGGAACAGUUAUUGGACCCGCUGUUACAGUUGGCCAGUCAACGAAUAUUGGGUACAAUGUUUCACUGGGUAAUUGCACUGUUGGUGGAUCAUGCAUAAUCCACAAUGGAGUAUGUGUCGGUCAAGAUGGAUUUGGAUUUCUUGUGGAUGAGUCUGGAAACAUGUUGAAGAAGCCUCAAAUGCUGAUUGCUAGGAUAGGGGAUCAUGUGGAGAUUGGUGCAAAUACGUGUAUUGAUAGAGGCAGUUGGAGAGAUACGGUCAUUGGGGAUUGGUCAAAGAUAGAUAAUUUAGUUCAGAUUGGCCACAAUGCAGUUAUUGGGAAAAGUUGCAUACUCUGUGGUCAAGUUGGAAUUGCCGGUUCAGCAACUUUAGGAGAUUAUGUGACUCUAGGUGGAAGGGCAGCUGUUCGGGAUCAUGUGUCUAUUACAUCAAAGGUGCGUCUAGCUGCAAACAGCUGUGUCAUCAGGGACAUAAAAGAGCCAGGGGAUUAUGGCGGCUUCCCGGCUGUGCCAAUAGGUAUCUGGAGAAGACAAGUUGUUUCCCGUGGUUGGUCUUGAAGGAGAGGUGUUCCAUGAAGUUGCUAAUGAUAUAAGAUUCCAGUCGUUUUAACAUCGUCCUCCUGAUGUGGAAAUAUCAUGUGAAGGCGGGUCUGCUCUGUCCCACCACCAGCCCAAAAAGGAAGACGUUCCUGGAGCAUUGUUUAUCAUAUUGUCUUGUUAGGAACAUAUUCUUUCUUUUGUGGCGAAAUUGGUCAGGUAUGAAACUUCCUGAUUGUAGGUCCGCAUGUCCCGCUAGUUGCUUUAGUACUGAAUCAAGUUUUCAAGCUUUAGUGGCCAAUGCUUAUUUUCAUU